Messenger RNA from Nasonia vitripennis (jewel wasp), 4862 nucleotides. RefSeq lists its product as uncharacterized. The record is from RefSeq and is a predicted model, not a curated record. The transcript is spliced from 4 exons. Lineage: Eukaryota; Metazoa; Arthropoda; Insecta; Hymenoptera; Pteromalidae. Gene Ontology annotation, biological process: mitotic cell cycle. Bases 305 to 4015 code for a protein of 1236 amino acids.
ACUUUCUGUGCUGUGCAGGUCUGAACUUGAUUGGUUUACUAUACAGCGCAGAACUGUUUGUUGUCAGUUUGUCACAUAUACUGAUUAUAUAUUGUUGAAUAUAAAAAUACAUUUCAAUUUUUUUGAAACAGACUGUUAUAUAUUAAGAAUUAUUUUACCUCAAUAAGAGCAUAACCUAUAUAUUUAGGCUAAGGUAGCGUAUAUACUACUAUAUACAAUAUGUGCAUAAUGUUUGGUAAGCUGAAACUAAGAUUUUCAAAACAAUAUCAAUGUUGCUGAGUUGAAGAUAACAAAAGACGCUACAAUGGCCCGAAGUAAGCGAAAAAAGUUGGUUACACGAAAAGAAAGUGGUGACGAUGACAGUUUUGCGAUUCUCAGAGCUCGACGAAGCUCUAUGAGGGUUAACUUGAGCUUUGUGUCAAGCUUGUCGGACUCGGGAUUAUCAAAAAGGACAACUGACGAAAGUCGUGAGACUGCGUCGGAAGAGCCUUUCGUGAGGAACGAUGGUAUAGUAAGUACAGUCAAAAAGUGUAAAUCCAAAAAGAUUGUGAACAAUGAGUCUCUAACCUCUGCAAGCGAUACAAAUGUCACAGUAGCCAAUGGGGACAGUCAUUCAUCUAGUACUCAAACAGUAACAGAACAAAUUCAAAGCACAUCGUUGAAUAUCAUCACAGAAAAAGAACAGCAACUCAACAGAAGCUGUAUGCAGUUGAAAGAUGCAAUAAUGAGGAAAACUCAAGCAUUUUUUGAUAAAGAAAACGAGCUUGCGAUAAAAACGUCAGAGGUUUUGGCAUCAGGAUACGUCAGAUCACCUAUACACAAUAUUGGUGAGUUAGAUGAAGACUUUGGUAAAAGAUCGCCAAGCGUACGUGUGAAUCUUAAAAAGAAUGAACAAGUUGUUAUGUCAGGUGAUGGUAAAAGGAGAAAUCCUGUACAAAUAAGUUCAAUGUUUAGUCAAAGCUCUCCUACUAGGGAGCAAAGUAUAUCUUCAGACAUAACAGAAGAAGAUGAUCAAAGUAUAGUAAGUACACCAAAGAAAAUAAGGACUGACAGCUCUUCAGGAGGAGACAAUUCUUCUAUUAGAAAUUCUCAAACAAUGCUAAGAAUACCUGUCACUAGAUUAUUUGCUGAUAAUGAUCCAAACAAUUCGCUGUCCGACGUUAAUCCAGUUAAUAGAGUAAGCCAUAGCAGCCCAAUGGAAACUGAUGCAAAUGCUCAAGAAACAAGUGCAAGUGCUGCUAGUAAUAUUUCCAGGAUAUCGAAUGAUUUGAAUUAUUCUAUAAGCCCCAUUUUAAGUCAAGGCAACAGAACAUCCAGACUGUCUCUUUCUUUGAAGAAAAAAUGUCAAAAAAAUGUGAGCCAAGCUUCUACACGAUUAUCAACCACUACUGUGAACGAAAGUUUUAUAAACAAAGGUCCACUUACUUGCUCCUCAUUUAUUGAAAGACCAAGUAAUGUUAACAAGAUAAAUGAAGAAACAGAAGAAAGUAGGAUUGUAAAUCUUGCAGAAAAGAGUAAUUCAGUUCAAAAUUGUAAAACUAUAGACUUAGAGGAUAAUAGUAAGACUAUAGAGAUUGAAAAUUCAACCAAUACAUCAUGUAUGGAAAUUACAGCUGUUUCAUCUAAAAUGCCAAUUAUUCGCAGAUCAAUUCAACAACAAACUCACAAAUCACAAAACACCAUUACACAUAGCAGUUCAAAAAAUUCAUCUGUGUCAAGACAACGACUUAAUUCAUCAACUUUAAUUCAGAAUACAGAGUCCAAUAAAGAAGUGAAUGCUUUGGAAUCUGUUGAACACACUAAUAGUAAUAAUAUGUGCCAGGAGAAUUGCAGUACUAAUACAGCACGGACCUCUUUGAAUGUAAAUACUUCACUUGAUAGAAUCAGCUCAGUAGAUCACAUUGUGCAAAAAGAAAAUAAAACACCAAAUAACUUGCAAAAAAAUGCUGUAAAUUAUGAAAAUCAUACAGACAAAGGAAGUGAUACUGCAGCUGUACAAUGUCAAAAUAUUUAUUCUGCACGUUCGUCAAUGCAAGUAAAUACGUCAUUAGAUUCUGUAAAAAAGUCAUCAAACACUAACAAUAAAAAUCUAGAAAUCUGUAAUAAAUUGCAAUCCAGGCAGUCAACAAGCAGCAUAGCUACAACGGUUCGAUCAUCAAUGCAAGUUAAUACUUCUUUAGACUCAGUCAGAAAAUAUCCAAGUAAAAAAAAUUUAGAUUUUAAUAAAAUGCUCUCUAUGGUGCAAGAAACUUCUACUAAUGAAAAUGAAAGUACAGAAAGUGUUUAUACUUCAAAAGAACAAUCUUCAGAAAGUGAUAGCGAUUUAGAAAAUGUAUCAUUGAUGGAGAGGAUAAGAAACAUUUCAGCCACCAAAAAAAAUGGAGAUCCUAAAAUACCAAGCAAUAAAGCAAGUACAGCCAACAAAUCUAAAGAAACUAAAGAUGCAUCUUCAAUCAUUGUAAAUAAAAGUACUAAUAAAACAAGAAAAUCGGCAGCAAAUAAAGAUACUAGUUAUAAUGAAGCAGAAAAUGAAAAUAAUAAUUCUAGUACAACUAGGAAAUCUGUUCGAUUAGAAAAUAAUAGUUCAAAAAGAAAAUCUAUUGGAGGGCAAAAUGUUAGUUCAAAUUCUAAUGAAUCUAGUGUUAUUGAAGCUACUCCGUAUCCUGUAAGUCGUUCUGUUUUGAUGAAAACAAUGAUAAAAAAUAACAUUGCUACGAAUACUAUAGAUCCUCGUAGAUUUGUAAACUAUUCAGAUGAUGAAAAUUCAAAUACAGAAUUGGAAACCAUUAACAGAAACAAAUCAAAUUCAUCUUCAAAUAAAUAUACAAGCGUUUAUGCCAGAAAAGAAACUUGCACUCCAGAUUCAAUGGAUACAGUUGUAUUAGAUUCAUCAGACGAAUCAAUGGAUGAAUCUGAUAAAAAGCAAAAACAAAAUCUCAUUGAAGAAUCGCUAAAUGAUACUAAAGGUAGCAAGAGUGAUAAAACGAUGAACAAAUCGAAAAAAAAUAACACCUCUGGAGAUGAACAGAGUAACAGCAAGAAAGAAGUCAUCAAACGAAAAUUAUACCCCGUUCGAGAAAAUUCGCAAUUAGUUUCAUUUAGCUCUACUGAAGAUUUACAAGAUCCUCCUGCAAAAGAAGAAUGUCAAGAAAUUAAACCAAAGAAAACGCGAAAAUUGACACAGAAAAAAAGACAAGAAAAAAAGCAAGUACAAAAAAGUCCAGUUGAAGAAAGUGAAGCUGAAGAAAAUAACAUUCUUCCAGAAAAAGCGGAGAAAAAGAAAAAGAAACCUAGAAAGAUAAAAAGUAAAAAAAUUCUAGUGAAAAAAGUCACAAACAUGACUUUGUUAGAUAACAUGAUGAACGACGAUUCAUCGCAGAAAGAUGUAGCACCACGUUUAAGCGACAGAAAUUCCUUACGAGAAUUCGAUUUUAAGAAAUCGAGAAGUCAUAGAAAAGAAAGUACCAGCAGGGGGCCUAAAAUCAAUAUUGUGGUUACUGGACUAUCUAAAGAGGACAAAGAUUUAAUAAAGUCUGUAAUUAAGACUUUAGGAUCAGCCGUUUUAGAAGAAAACGUAACUCCUCGAACCACUCACGUCAUAAGCCCAGGAGUCCGUACAGUGAACCUACUAAAAGGAAUAAUACGAGGCUGUUGGAUGGUGAGCUUAGAGUGGGCCCUCAAAUCACUUGAAAGUCAAAAAUGGCUGGAUCCUAGCCCUUUUGAGUUGAGUCAUUUCUCUAAAGCAGUGCAGGAAAAUCGUCGAGAUCGACAACUGUUUGGAAAAGCGUAUGUGCCAGAGUUAUUUGUCACGUGUGGUUUUAUUUACGUUGAAAAUGGCACGUCACCACCAAAGUCAACUUUGAAGGAAUUGAUCAAAACGGCUGGUGGAAGAAUAACGGAUGAUCCUGGCCGAGCAGAAAUCAUAAUUGGUUCAGAUGGCUUGAAGGAAAUUUGGGUAUUAGAUUCCAUUACUACAAAUGAAGUUCAAUCUAUUGAUGAGUACAAACGCAAUUAAACAAAUUAAAUAAUUCGUUACAUAAAAAAUAUGAUCCAUACGGAAGGAAAUGUUCAAAUCGUGUUGAACAAAUUAUUAUAUUUAUUUCAAAAUAUAGAUGCAUCAUGAAAUUGAUAAUUCAUGAUAACAAUAACAUAAAAUAUUGAGAAUUGCAAGGAAAGAAGUACAAAUUGUAAAUAAUAUUAGACAAAUAGUUAAAAAAAUAUACAUAUAACAUAAUUUAUUAGACAAUAAUAAACUUUAGACUGUAUUAGAUAUUAAUCAUGUAUAUUUUUGCGAUUUUUUUAAAGAGCUUUCAUCUUGUGAGUAUUAUCGUUUAUUUCAAUUAGUGUUUCUUUAUAAUAGUUUAUCGUUUAUUUCGAGUGCGUUUAUAUUGAAUGACUAUGAACUUUUGAAUGUGUAUUUAUAUUAUUGUAACGAUUAUGUCCAGAAAGAAAAAUCGUAAAAAUAUAGCCUAUUUACAAAUUAGGAGUCGUGUAUUGAGUCUGGAUUAGCGAUAGAAAUGAAUAUAUAUUUUGUGAAUAUUGUUCUGUUUAUUCUGUAUUACGUUUUAUAAAUAUAAUUAGAUUAUAUUUAUGAUAUAGAACAGGCCUUUGGUGCCACUGUUGUUGAUGCUUUAAAGUUUAUACUACAUUAUUAGUAAAACAAAGCGUAUGGAAAAUAAUUUUUCUUAUCUAAGUUAGGUAAUUUUUUUUGCAAAAAAGGCUCAACUAUUUCGGUUGUACAUUGUAUACACGUUAAUAUAAGAUUAAUCAUAUUAUUUAUUGUUUAGCUUAGUAAGAAGAAAGGAAAUAGAUAUUUAUUGAGUGUACAAAGUUCUUACAAUAAAUUAUUUAUUGUAAACAGA